AUGACCCUUCAGGCGAUCUACGAGGGCUUCCUGGCCAGACCAGAGCCAGAGAUGCUCGCUGAGCAGGCCUCGCUGCACUACAUCACCACAACCACCACGCAUAACGGGCCAGAUAACAUCAUCAAGCACCUACAGGCCGUCCGUCGAGCCCUGGACAAGAAGUCGCAGGUCACCCUCAGUGCCAUCGAGGAUACCAACUCCCUCUGUCUUGAGAUCGAAACUACUCUCCUCUUUACCAGUGGCGGGGGACCUUAUCUGCUCUCGCUGGACGAUAACUUCGUUGUCGAUCAGACCGUCACCAUCCCAAUGGUCCACAUCGUUCGAUUUGAUUCAGAGAAUAAAAUCGUACAGAUCCGCCAGUACUGGGAUCAAGCUUCGCUCCUGAGGAAGCUCAAUGUCAUUGGAUCGCGAAACAACUGGCCUAUCUCUGAUAGCGUGGAGCAGAAACGCCUGAUCAACUCGUCAAUCGCGGCCGCAGCCCAGUACUCGAAGAACGCUGAGCCCAAGCCAAAGAAGACGAAAGAGACACCCAAGAAGGCCGCGAGGGCCGAGACGCCUCUUUCCUUCUUCGAAGCUCAGAGCGUUGAAGAGCCAGUGCCUGCUACCAAGUCUCGCACGUCUACCUUAUCCGCAAAGCCAGCGCCACGAGACUACAACGACCUCUUCCAGGCUGAUAACGAGCCACUGGUGACUCCUCCAAGGUCAAGGGACCAGAACAUAGGCACCCCCAAGACCAUCUCAAAGACAUAUACCCAUUUCGAGUUUGGCGAAGGGAAGCUUCCUGGUGACCAGCCGCAGAAGGAGAGCAAGGCGCGUAGCCACUUUGAGUUCGGAGACGAGGCCGCGCCUCAUGUGUUGGAAGAGCACAAGAAGGCGGCCGAGAAGUCGCAAUCCAAGAAUCCAGGCCAUUUCGAAUUUGGAGAAGCCGAAGACCGCCCUUUGCCUGUUCGACCCAGAUCAUCCAAGCACUUCUCUCAAUGGGACUUCGAAGACUUUGUUACUCCUGAGAAGCCCAAGAGGAGACCCGUCCGAGGCCAAGAGGUCCGUCACUUCGGAUGGAGUGAUGACGAGGUUGAACCGCUGGAGACUCCCAAGCCAAAGCCACGAAUCGCCCAUCCAAGACGUGAUGCUGAGACUCAUUUUAAGCUCCAGGAUGAACAGACGCCUCUUCCGGCUGAGAAGACGACUGCCGGUGCUGCGCAUAACAGAGGCCUCAAGCUGUACGAACACAACCUUUACGACGAAGGUGAGAAGCAAGAGGAGCCUUCGACUACCUCUAACGGCACUAGCAACCAUUCCCAUAGACAUAAGAUCUUCGAUCCUCAGUGGGAGAUGAAGGACGAAUUUGGCAACGGGAACGGUGAAGAGGCCAAAGAGGAGGAAACGAAGAAGCCUGUCUCUAGAAGCCGCAUGGACGUGGUCAAGCUCAUGGACUCAAGCUGGAAUAAGUUUGAUGAAAACGCACAGCAGGAACAGCCCGUAGUCGACCGCCCUAUUCGCGCCAACCCAGCCCGCCAGAGCGUCUACUCUAAGAGCUGGGGCUUUGGAGAUGAGGAUUAA
Molecule: messenger RNA, 1560 nt
Organism: Microsporum canis CBS 113480
Lineage: Eukaryota; Fungi; Ascomycota; Eurotiomycetes; Onygenales; Arthrodermataceae
Exons: 2
Coding region: 1-1560 (519 amino acids)
Source: RefSeq, a predicted model, not a curated record